AUGGCCACCGAGAAAAAUUACAGGAAGACUUCGACGGUAGAGAUGAUGAUCGGAGGGGAGCUUGGGAACCCCUCGUCGUUUUUGUCAUCGUCGUCGUCAAACGGCGUCGUUAGCCCGUCUCCAUACUACGAUCCUCUUGGUCUUCCUCUUCACGACGAUCACCGUUUCGUGCGUAACUCGUCGUUUGGCAGAGCUUCUCUGCCGUCUGAGCACUCUCCUUCGAGCUCUUCCUCGAAUGGGCUCUUCAGCUAUUACGACGACGGUUAUCCGCCGUUCUCUGCGGCGUUUGAGGACACUCCUAUGCACCAGACUCGGACUAAAACUACUACAAAUCGUUCCUCCAUUAAUGGGCAGUGGUCGAACUCGAACCCGAUAAAUGCUUAUUCUGAUCACGACGAAGUUGAUGACCUGGGAUUGUCUGAGAUAUUCUACAGAAUGAAUAUCGGAGAUAAUAAACAAGAGGGACGAACCAAAACGAGGGGAUUUGGCAUGGAGAGAGAUGGGUUUCUGCUCGAGGAUUUCGACGGUUUUAAUGUUGAUAUGAGACUUGGACAGGAAUGUUAUUAUGUGGGAGAUUCAAGGAACUCCCAAAUGGGUUGUUACAGCAGGGAAGUUGAAUCAAUGGACCCAUUUGCCAGGCCUUUCUUUGCUGAUGAAUCUGACUUUGUUUGGUCACAAUCACAUGGACUUGAUUCUAAUGGAGGAAUGGGUCUUAGAGGGGGUUCAUUAAGUCCUGAGGUGGUUCAACUCAUGAAUCUGGCUCUGAAUCUGAACACUCCAUUAAGGACCAAACAAAACUUAAGAGGAAGAAGAGGUGACUUGGAGGGGUUUAGCUGCGAAGACAGUUUCAUCAUUGAAGAAAAAUGCUUGAGGAAGAAUUCUCAUAAUGGUCAUGUCAGGAUUCCGAAUGUGAGGGACCGAAGUUUUGGCCUAGUGGAUUGUCCUUCCUCUUAUGGAGGAUGUUAUGAGAAUGGAUAUGGUUGGAGUGGUGAAUUGCCAUUUGGUUCCCAACCAAGAUAUUCUUCAUUGCUUGGUACAACGGAUUAUAUGCUCAUGUUAGCGAAGGAUCAGGAUGGUUGCCGACACUUACAGAAGCUGGUUGAUUAUGGAACAUAUCAAGAUGUGCAGAUAAUAUUCCGUAAUGUAAGCAAUCACGUUGUCGAGCUCUCGACGGACCCUUACGGCAAUUACCUUGUGCAGAAGCUGUUGGACGUUGUCAGCGAAUUACAGAAAUGGCAUAUUGUGCGAAAGAUGGUCUGGAGACCAGGACAGCUUGUCAGUAUUUCUCUAAACUCAUACGGCACACGCGUGGUACAGAAGUUGAUCGAGACUGUGAAAGAUACAAGUCUUUUAUCAUCGGUUAUAUCAGCCCUCAAGCCUGGUUUUCUUGAGCUUACUAUGGAUUUGAAUGGAAAUCAUGUCCUACAGCGUUGCUUGCAGUGCCUCAGCAGCGAGGAAAAUACGUUUAUUUUCGAUGAUGCUGCAGAGAAUUGUGUUGCAAUGGGAACUCACAAGAAUGGAUGUUGUAUGCUGCAAAAAUGCAUUGAACACUCCACCGGAAACUUUCGGAAUAAAUUGGUAAAAGAAGUUUUAAAAAAUGCUUCUCUCCUUGCUGAAGAUCCUUACGGGAAUUUUGUUGUUCAGUUUCUCAUGGAGCAUAUCCCAUCUGCCACUGCCAAAUUGAUUCCUCAAUUCAAAGACAACUUUGCACGUCUUUCAAUGCAUAAAGCUAGCAGUCAUGUGGUUGAAAAAUUCCUCAAGUAUUUUCAAUACAGCCAUAAGAUAAUCGUCGAUGAAUUGAUCAAGUUUGGCCCCUUUGAAAGCUUGUUGCAGGACCCUUUUGCUAACUAUGUCAUUUCCACUGCUCUUGAUUGCACAAAGGGCUCUGUUAAUCGUUCCCUCGUCCAAAAGAUCAGGUCUUUCCUACGCACGGUGCCACCCGGUCCAUACUGCAAGAAGAUUUUCUCUCAUCCCUUGGUGAACAACUAA
Molecule: messenger RNA, 1989 nt
Organism: Morus notabilis
Lineage: Eukaryota; Viridiplantae; Streptophyta; Magnoliopsida; Rosales; Moraceae
Product: putative pumilio homolog 8, chloroplastic
Exons: 5
Coding region: 1-1989 (662 amino acids)
Biological process (GO): post-transcriptional regulation of gene expression
Cellular component (GO): cytoplasm
Molecular function (GO): mRNA binding
Source: RefSeq, a predicted model, not a curated record